Molecule: messenger RNA, 2280 nt
Organism: Prunus persica (peach)
Lineage: Eukaryota; Viridiplantae; Streptophyta; Magnoliopsida; Rosales; Rosaceae
Product: putative serine carboxypeptidase-like 23
Exons: 8
Coding region: 77-1687 (536 amino acids)
Biological process (GO): proteolysis
Cellular component (GO): vacuole
Molecular function (GO): serine-type carboxypeptidase activity
Source: RefSeq, a predicted model, not a curated record
UGCAGUGUUUUCAUAAUAACCCUGGCAAUAAAUUCACUCGUCAAAUCUCAAAUUCUUUCAAUCCUUCCAUAUCCAAAUGGAUUCAUUUCAUAAUAAUCCUGGCAAUAAAUUCACUCGUCAAAUCUCAAUUUUUUUGUAUAAAUUCUCAUCCCAAGCUUGGUUUCAGUACUUAAUAUUCCACCAAAAAUUAUAUCAACAUGAAACUUUCACUGCCAACACAUGUUUGCUGCUCCUCUCUUGCUACCAAUUAGCCCUGCUCACCGUAUCAUGCAAUGCUAAUCACCAAAUUAACAACCUCAAUAAGUUGAUUAAGUCUCGCAAAUCUGGGACUAAUCCUCCUCCUGAUCGUAAAUCGUGGGUUGGCUUAGAUGAUGUAGAGGACUCUUUUUCUCCGGUGUACGUUGGCCCCCAACAUGGGUUGAAGGAAGCUGAUAAAAUUGAAGCUUUGCCAGGUCAACCAGCUGAAGGAGUAAACUUUGAUCAAUAUGCAGGCUACGUUACUGUGGACCCUAGAGCUGGGAGAGCUUUGUUCUACUACUUUGUAGAGUCACCCCAUAAUUCUUCAACCAAACCUCUAGUGUUAUGGUUAAAUGGAGGACCAGGAUGCUCGUCGCUUGGAUAUGGAGCCAUGGAAGAACUUGGACCGUUCAGGGUCAGCAGUGAUAACAAGACGCUAUACCGUAAUGACUACGCUUGGAACAAGGUGGCAAAUGUGAUUUUCUUGGAGUCUCCAGCAGGAGUUGGGUUCUCAUAUUCCAACACAUCAUCUGACUACGAAAGCGUGGGUGACAAGCAAACGGCAAAGGACUCCUACACAUUUCUUGUAAACUGGCUGGAGAGGUUUCCUCAGUAUAAAACCAGAGACUUCUUCAUCGCUGGAGAGAGCUAUGCUGGCCAUUAUGUGCCUCAACUUGCUCACACCGUUCUCUCACAAAACAAAAUCAACAAUCAAACAAAAAUUAUCAAUCUCAAAGGCAUUGCAAUUGGGAAUCCUUGGGUGGAUGAUUAUGACGGUGAAAUGGGAGUUUAUGAUUACUUGUGGACACAUGCUUUGAACUCUGACGAAACUCAUGCAGCAAUACACAAGCAUUGUGCUGACUUUGCUUCCGAUAAACCCUCCGACAUAUGUCUUAAAUAUCAACUCCGAUCAGAGCGCGAACUUGGAGACGAUAACAUUGACAUUUACAACAUCUACGCUCCCCUCUGCAGAAAAUCAGAAUCCAAAUCUGUCUCAACUGGUUCCGUUCAUCAUUUUGAUCCAUGCUCUAGUAAUUAUGUGGAGUCGUAUCUAAAUCUUGUUCAAGUGCAAUCAGCUCUUCAUGUUAAAGCUACGAAUUGGUCAGCUUGCGGUAAUAUUGGAUGGACGGACAGCCCAGUGUCUGUUCUACCCACAAUAAAGCAGCUCACAGCCAGUGGGAUAAGUUUUUGGAUAUAUAGUGGAGACACUGAUGGGAGAGUACCAGUCACAUCUUCCAGAUACUCCAUAAACAACCUUAAGCUGCAGCUCAGGACUUCAUGGCGGCCAUGGUACUCUGAUGGCGAGGUUGGAGGAUAUGUGAUUAGGUACAAAGGGUUGACAUUUGCCACAGUGAGGGGAGCUGGGCACAUGGUUCCCAGCUAUCAACCACAGAGAGCGCUUACCUUGAUCUCAUCUUUCCUCAAGGGGAAGCUUCUUCCUUCCUCUUAAGAGUACUCAAUUAUUUAAUUAUCCUCAACAUUAUUUGAAUAUCUAUGUAUUUAAUUUAUUUCCAAGGGUUCAACAGUGCUUGAUCUGUAAAUCCUGUUUUCAAUUCUUAUUCAAUAAUUGAAGCUCGAGAAUAAAAAUAGUUAUAAAUCACUCUAAUCUAUCCUUCAUUCAUCAGCAUCGUUACGGCUGUUAAAGUGUGUGACAUAAGAUAAAAAUGAAAAGAACUCUCAUAAAAUGAGCUUUCACUGUAAGAAUAAUAAAAAAUGUACAAAGCUAGAGAAAGAAUUCCCUACCUUUUAUUUAAAUAACGAAUUAUACAUCUAAGAGAACAAGCUUUCUCUUCCACAUUUGAUCCCAACAGCCUUUUCACAGGCCGCUUAGAGGAAGCUCUGUCUGCCGAAUGAAUAUGGUCCCUCUGGGGUGUUAAAUAUCUCCACCUCUUUCUGUCCUGCUGCUUGCAGAAUAUUAAAUGCUUGCUUUGCAGCUGGUUUAUGCAGAAAUUGUGAAAUUUCGCUAUCCGUGUGUUUGUUCUUCGUGCUGCCUCAAUUCUACACCAUCUCCUUGUCAGCCUUCAUGGGCCUGGGAGAAAACUG